This is a messenger RNA of Penicillium argentinense, 3291 nucleotides long. RefSeq names its product peroxidase/cytochrome P450 family protein. The record is from RefSeq and is a predicted model, not a curated record. Bases 1 to 3291 code for a protein of 1096 amino acids. Gene Ontology annotation, biological process: response to oxidative stress. The transcript is spliced from 6 exons. NCBI's taxonomy places the organism in Eukaryota, Fungi, Ascomycota, Eurotiomycetes, Eurotiales, Aspergillaceae. Gene Ontology annotation, molecular function: oxidoreductase activity, acting on paired donors, with incorporation or reduction of molecular oxygen; iron ion binding; peroxidase activity.
AUGACCGAUAACACCAACGGCGAUGGGAAUCCAAUUAAAAAAAUUGAAAAGGUCGUUGAAGCAUCUUUGAGGCCUUUGCCUACUGAAACUGGCGAUGGUACCUACGUCCUAAACAAAAAGGCGACCGGACUCGCCAAAGAUCUCGGGCAUAUCGACCUGAAAGAUAUGAAGACACUUGUCGAUGUUGCUAAGAGUGCGGUGACAGGCGAGCCUGUCAAUGACAGAGACUAUGUCAUGGAGAGAGUUAUUCAGCUUGCGGCCGAACUUCCUGCGACAUCCCGGAAUGGCAAGGAGUUGACGAAUACUUUCCUCAAUAUGCUAUGGAAGGACUUGGAACACCCGCCAAUCUCGUAUCUUGACCGUGAUUCUAGGUAUCGCAAAGCCGAUGGAUCUGGAAAUAAUGUCUUCUGGCCGAAGCUUGGAGCAGCAGGAACUCCAUACGCUCGAUCUGUCAGACCAAGAACUGCCCAGCCGGCUGCUCUUCCAGAGCCAGAGACGCUUUUUGAUAGCCUUCUAGCCCGGAAGACUUUCAAGGAGCAUCCAAACAAGAUCUCCAGUAUUCUUUUCUAUCUUGCGUCUAUUAUCAUUCACGACUUAUUCCAGACCGACAGGGGGGACAGUUCAAUUUCGCAGACUUCCUCAUAUUUGGAUUUGGCGCCUCUGUAUGGUAACAACCAGGAGGAACAAAACACGGUCAGGACUUUUAAGGAUGGAAAACUGAAACCUGACUGCUUUUCCACCAAGCGAAUUCUGGGCUUUCCCCCUGGAGUUGGUGUGAUGCUUAUCAUGUUUAAUCGCUUCCACAACUAUGUUGUCACACAGCUGGCAGAGAUCAAUGAAGGCGGCCGAUUCACCAAGCCCGAUGAAACCAACGCCCCAGCAUACGCUACGUGGGACAAUGACCUUUUUCAGACAGCACGCCUGGUCACUUGCGGCCUCUAUGUCAACAUAAUCUUGAAAGAUUACGUUCGAACCAUCCUUGAUCUGAACCGCACUGACAGCACCUGGAGUUUGGAUCCCCGAUCGGAGAUGAAGGAUGGUCUGCUCAGUGAUGCUGCCGGACAAGCCACUGGAAACCAAGUGUCCGCGGAGUUCAAUCUGGUCUACCGCUGGCACUCAUGCGUGUCUGCUCGCGAUCAGAAAUGGUCAGAGGAUCUGUACAAAGAGUUGUUCACUGACCAAGAUCCCAACAACAUUACGCUGCAACAGUUCACUAUGGGCCUUGGACGAUGGGAGGCAUCUCUUCCUACUGACCCUGUUGAACGUCCAUUUGCCAAGCUGCAGCGUACCGCAGAUGGUACAUUCAGCGAUGACGACCUGGUCAGAAUCUUCGAAGAGAGUGUUGAGGAUGUCGCUGGAGCAUUCGGUGCCUCUAAUGUGCCCACUGUCUUCAAAAGCAUCGAAGUCCUUGGCAUGAAGCAGGCCCGGUCCUGGAAUCUGGCAACACUCAACGAGUUCCGCAAUUUCUUCAAUCUUACUCCAUACAAGUCUUUUGAGGAAAUCAACUCGGACCCGUAUAUCGUCGAUCAACUCAAGCAUCUCUACGAACACCCUGAUCUUGUCGAGUUGUAUCCUGGAAUCAUCGUGGAAGAUGCCAAGGAGCCGAUGUCACCGGGUAGUGGCCUCUGCACCAAUUACACCAUUUCACGGGCAAUUCUUUCCGAUGCUGUUGCCCUAGUUCGCGGAGAUCGCUUCUAUACUGUUGAUUUCACUCCUAAGCAUCUCACUAACUGGGCUUACAACGAGAUCAACUGCGAUGCCUCGGUGGACCAGGGCCAUUGUUUCUACAAGCUGGUUUUGAGGGCAUUCCCCAACCACUUCCGUGGAGACUCGGUCUAUGCGCACUUUCCAAUGGUGGUGCCUCAAGAAAACAAGAAGAUCUUGACCAGCCUUGGCCUCGGCAGCACGUACAGCUUUGAUCGACCCAGCUACCGGCAGAUCCCCCGCCUCAUCAACUCCCACGCUGCCUGCAAGUCAAUCCUCGAAAACCCAGAUGUCUUCAAAGUGACAUGGGGAAAGAAGCUUGAGUUCAUUCUACACCGCGAUGCCCACCCGUACGGUCGAGACUUUAUGCUGUCAGGGGACCGUCCGCCAAAUGCAGCGUCCCGGAAAAUGAUCGGCCACGCUCUGUACCGGGACGAGUGGGAGUCUCAAGUUCAAUCGUUCUAUGAAGAAAUUACGCUGAAGCUCCUCGGGAAACAUUCGUACAAGAUCGCCGGGGUCAACCAGGUCGACAUUGCGCGCGAUGUGUCCAACCUUGCACAGAUCAACUUUUGCGCCCAUGUGUUUUCACUCCCGUUGAAAACCGAGUCAAACCCCCGAGGUAUUUUCACUGAGAUGGAGCUUUACCAGAUCAUGGCCUUGGUGUUCACGUGUAUUUUCUAUGAUGUGGAUGUCGCAAAGUCGUUCCAGCUCGGACAAGCUUCUCGCAGUGUUGCACAGCAGCUUGGCGAGCUGGUCAUGGCCAACGUCGAGCUUGUUGAUAAGGCUGGGUUCAUUGCCAAUAUUGUGAAUCGUCUUCACCGACACGAUGCGUUGAGUGACUACGGAGUUCACAUGAUUCAGCGCCUGUUGGACAGUGGAUUGCCUGCCAAGGAAAUUGUCUGGACGCAUAUCCUUCCCUCGGCCAGCUCUAUGGUCGCCAACCAGGCACAGCUGUUUAUACAAUGUCUAGAUUUCUAUUUGGAGAAAGAAAAUGCUGCCCACCUUGCCGAGAUCCAGCGACUGUCAAAGGAGGAUACUCCUGAGUCGAAUGAUCUCCUUCUGAGAUACUUCAUGGAAGGCGCACGUAUCCGAUCUUCAGUGGCACUGCCGCGAGAAGUCGCAAAGCCAACAGCCUUCGACGAUAACGGGGAGAAGGUCACUCUGAAGACCGGCCAGCAGAUCUACUGCAACCUGGUAAAUUGGGCUCCUUUUUCACACUAUGCAGCAUCCAUGGAUCUAACCAAGGUUUCCACACAGGUGGCCGCAAGUCACGACGCCAAAGCCUUCCCCGACCCCGAAAAAGUUCGCUUGGACCGGAACUUGGAUGAGUAUAUUCAUUUUGGGCUUGGCCCACACCAAUGCCUCGGCCUCGGGGUAUGCCAGGUGGCACUGCCGACCAUGCUUCGAGUGGUGGGACAAUUGAAGAAUCUUCGUCGAGCCCCGGGCCCCCAGGGACAGCUGAAGAAGAUCAAGGCGCUCGGCGGGAUCACCAUGUAUAUGGACGUGGAACAAAGCAGCUUCUCCCCAUAUCCCUCGGUCAUGAAGAUCCAGUGGGAUGGAGAGCUGCCCAAGACCAGAUACUCGUGA